Messenger RNA from Neoarius graeffei (lesser salmon catfish), 3400 nucleotides. RefSeq names its product fascin actin-bundling protein 1a (gene fscn1a). Gene Ontology annotation, cellular component: cell projection membrane; actin cytoskeleton; filopodium. Gene Ontology annotation, molecular function: actin filament binding; protein-macromolecule adaptor activity. The transcript has 5 exons. Lineage: Eukaryota; Metazoa; Chordata; Actinopteri; Siluriformes; Ariidae. The coding region runs from base 170 to 1645 and encodes 491 amino acids. Gene Ontology annotation, biological process: establishment or maintenance of cell polarity; cell migration; actin filament bundle assembly. The record is from RefSeq and is a predicted model, not a curated record.
CUGCUUGUAGACGCGCGCGCUGUGAGUGGCGACGCUCCCCAAACAAAGAGCUAGGACACGCGCAUACACACGCGGGGAUCAUCAUCACCACCACUGCUGCAGCAGCACAGAAACACACACACACACACCUCCAGUGCAGCCGGCAAACUCUCCUCAACUUGCAGCAAGCAUGACGUCUAACGGAACCAGCGACAUGCUGACGAUCCAAUUCGGACUCAUCAAUUGUGGAAACAAGUAUCUUACAGCUGAGUCGUUCGGGUUUAAGAUCAACGCCUCCGCCACGAGCAUGAAGAAGAAGCAGAUCUGGACGCUGGAGCAGGAUGGUGAUGACUCGAACACGUUCUUCUUGAAGAGCCACCUGGGCCGCUACAUCGCCGCUGAUAAGGAUGGCAACGUGACCGGAGACACCGAGGCGCCGAAUGAUGACUGUCGGUUCGUGGUGACUGCGCACGACGAUGGUCGUUGGUCACUGCAGUCCGAGCCGCACCGGCGUUACCUGGGCGGCACUGAGGACCGCAUCAUAUGCUUUGCGCAGAGCGCGGGCCACGCGGAGAAAUGGAGCGUGCACAUCGCCAUGCACCCGCAACUCAACCUGUUCAGCGUGACGCGCAAAAGGUAUGCGCACCUGAGCGCCAAGGACGACGAGGUGGCCAUCGACCGCGACGUGCCUUGGGGCGUAGACUCGCUCAUCACACUCGUCUUCCAUGACCAGAAGUAUCAUCUGCAGACCUCGGAUAACCGCUUCAUCAAAAACGAUGGCACGCUGGCGCAGGAACCCGACAAGAGCACCGGCUAUACGCUCGAGUUCCGUUCUGGGAAGGUAGCCUUCCGGGAUGGGAUGGGGAAAUACCUGGCCCCCUCCGGACCCAGUGGCACCAUGAAGUCCGGCAAGAGCACCAAAGUAGGCAAGGACGAGCUGUUCGUCCUGGAACAGAGCCACCCUCAAGUAGUGCUCACUGCUGCUAAUGAUAGGAAUGUGUCCGUCAGGCAAGGAAUGGACCUGUCUGCUAACCAGGAUGAAGAGAGUGAUCAGGAGACCUUUCAGAUGGAGAUGAGUAAAGAUACAAAGAAGUGUGCUUUCAGGACCUGCACUGGAAAGUACUGGACACUCACUUCUAAUGGUGGACUGCAGUGUACUGCUUCUACCAAGACUGCUAACUGCUAUUUCGAUAUCGAAUGGCAAGGCAAGAAAAUUACCCUCCGUGCCACCAAUGGAAAAUACGUGGCAGCCAAAAAGAAUGGGCAGCUAGCCGCUAGCAUCGAUUCUGCAGGAGAGUCUGAAGAGUUCCUGAUGAAGCUCAUUAACAGGCCCCUCAUUGUGUUGAGGGGAGAACAUGGCUUCAUUGGCUGCAGGAAGGUCACUGGGACCCUGGACUCGAACCGAUCCUCUUAUGAUGUCUUUCGCUUGGAGUUCCACAAUGGAGCCUACAGCCUCCAAGAUUCUACUGGGAAAUACUGGAUGGUAGGGAGCGAGUCUUCAGUUGUGAGCAGCAGCGAUACCCCUGUUGAUUUCUUCCUGGAGUUCUGUGACUACAGUAAGGUGGCAAUCAAGUCAAGUGAAGGGAAGUACCUGAAAGGAGAUCAUGCUGGUGUUCUGAAGGCCAAUGCUGAUGACCUGGAUAGCUCCACUAUGUGGGAGUACUAGAAGCCCUCAAGUGACCACCAUUUAUUUUAUUAUUUUUUUCUACAUAUUAAAUGUUUGUUUUUCCCACCAUGAGCACAAGUGGGUAGGAGAGUAAAGUGAAGGUCGAAGUGUUAAGUGGUUUUUGGUGGUUUAAAUAGACUCAAAUGAAGACUCUCUUUAAAGUAAGCAUAUUCAUACUCCAGCAUUCUGGUGCCAUGGAACUCUAGCAGUGUUAUGCAGAUUUCAUAGGCCAAAACUCAAUGUGUGUCUGUCGGCGCUAAGUUUCUAGGGGUUUUAUCUGGUCCCUAAAUUUCAUGUACUGUGGUAAAGUCUUGUGGUUUGUUAAAUGAUUUGACUGGAAUUAAAACUGAUACAGUCUGAAGAGAAGUGUGCACCCGUGUUCUCACAGGUUUGCUGGAUCUCCUCUGAUGGUGUUGGGUGGGGUUUUUUUUUUUUUUUGGGCCAUCCCUUUCCUUGUCUUUGCACAGUCCUGUAAGAGCCUCUUCUCUUUCAAUAUGUUUUAGGAGAAUGUUUAUUGAUGCCUUGUCAAACCCUGUGAGAAGUAACUUUUUGGUCAUUACCCUUCUCUAUAAUAUUGCCAGGUGUUUGAAUCUCAUUGACCAGAAGACUAAUGGCAAUAUUUAUUACUAGUUGUAUGAAUGUUGAUUUAUGACUGUCCUGCCAUACAUAGUUAUAAAGUGUGUCCUUUAACCACUGGAAUGUCCUGUUCUCGGCACUGAAGACGACCCUGACCUGUUCUCUCUCCCCCCCCCCCCCCCCUUUUUUUUUUCUUUAAAAAAAAGUAUGGCUAUGCUCGUAAUAGUGUGCUGGAUUUUUGCUUGUGCCGUUACAUUUCAUUUCCCUGUAAGAGAACUGUGACAAGAGGCCAAAUACAGUCCUUCAUCUCAACUCUGGUUAUGCAUCCUAAUGCCAAUGGGAGAAAAGUGUUAAGUGAAUUCCUGCAUCUGAAAGGGCGAGUUAUGAGAUGAGGCUGAUGUUUCUGAUCUGUCCAAUUCAGUAUGUUGUUGCAGGUUCAACACUAUAUAUUUAUGGAAAAUUUAAGGCCUACCUUGAGUCAAAUUGGAAAGGUCUGUGUUCACUGCACAUGUAGAACCAGUAUUGGAUUAAUCUGGAAACUGCACAACUGUUAAACUGGAAAAGUACCAUGUAACUGUUUUUGGUUCUGUUUUUUAUUUAAAAGGCACAGACAUUAUCAUACCAUUAUCUACACAACAUAAAUAUAUCCUAUCAAAUGUUUAUAACUAGAGAGAAGCAGCAGAACUAAUGAAUUAGGAGUAAGACUUGACAUUGCUUCCUGAUUUGUGUUAUUUGGCUACCAAUGAAAUUCUGUGGUUAUUGUGGUAAAGCUUUUGAACAUGGUCUUAUUGAAGAUGUUCUUACAAAUAGGCUACAUAGUAGGCGUUUGAUUAGAUUUUGUUGGUACUUUCUAAUAGGGUGACUGGUGCUGUUUCAGUGAGGAUGGUGCGACUACAUAAACACCAAAUGUUUCAUUCGUUAAAACAUUUAAUGUAGAAUAAAUUAGUACAGAAAUCCUAUCUACUUUCAGAAAGGUUUGUGAUGCCUGAGAUCACUCGUGCACACAAGGGAGUGGUAAUGACUGUGCCUUAUGGUCAUACUGGAAAAACACAACGUUCCACAUCUAUACUUUGUAAAACUUUACUGACUUUUUUUUUUUUUUUAAAUCUUUUGAUAUUAUGGUUGCUUUCCUUCAUGUGCCAUGGGUACAAAAGUAUGAUAAAUUGGAUUAUGAAACUC